Molecule: messenger RNA, 3609 nt
Organism: Fusarium subglutinans
Lineage: Eukaryota; Fungi; Ascomycota; Sordariomycetes; Hypocreales; Nectriaceae
Product: GIP3
Exons: 2
Coding region: 1-3609 (1202 amino acids)
Biological process (GO): activation of GTPase activity; nucleocytoplasmic transport
Cellular component (GO): cytosol; perinuclear region of cytoplasm; nucleus
Molecular function (GO): small GTPase binding; GTPase activator activity
Source: RefSeq, a predicted model, not a curated record
AUGGAGCAGGUUCAUGGUGUUGAUGUCAGCUGGAUGACCCAUGGUGCUUCCAAAGGCAUGUUUCCCAGUCGCCACUCGCCCAGACUUCAAAACGCGCAUCGUGUCUAUUGUUCUGGCGCUUUAGACCAAGACCUAGAGCUAAUAUGGCGAACAGAUAAAGCAGCCAGGAAUUCACCGCCCACCAAAACUCCCUCAGCAGCUCUUCCAAGACAGAUCCCUGGCGCAAACUCUCGACCGAAGUCGCCGGCUUCGGCUCCCACAGAUAACGCCUCCGUAGACUCCAAUAUCUCGACCAAUGGCCAGUCCACGACUCCAAAUGGCUCCUCAGCUACAAAACGAAUUUCGCGCUCCAAUUCUAUAGAUAAACAGACCCCUCCUGGCACAUCGCCUCACCGUCGCAAUUCAUGGUUCUCCAAUAUCUCUGCCAAAUUCUCUUCCUCUAAUACACCACCAGCCGGUCCUCCUUCGCCAGCUCCCAUACCAGAGUCGUCGCCCGCGCCACCGGCAGACCCCGUCCCUCCCAAGCUGCCACAUACAAAGAACGCCGUGCUCCCCCAUGCUGCGAAACCCGAAGGCGAUGGCCCUUAUAUACCAGCUCCACCCAGGAGUGGACAGCCCGGCUUCCUGGGCAUGUUCCGGCGCCUGUCUUCUUCUAACAAUGGGGCUCUUUCACAAAGCGGAAAACUUGGCCAUGGUCUUGUCGACAGAGUGGUUCUGAAUGUCGACCAAAGCCGAGAAAGAUGUCCUAUAUCGGAGCUCUCUUGUGCCAAACUUAGAAGAGUCGCAUUCUGUGUGGACGUUGAGAUUGCGCCCCAGCCGAAAUAUGCUGACCACGAUUCUUCACUACCUAAAACGACCGACAAGACCCAGAAAAAGAAGUUGACUGAGAAGGGUGAGGGCGAGGCCCUGAAGAACCCAAAGGCUGUGGAAGAGCAGAAGGAAACCAACGGAGAAGUCAAGACUACAGGAGAAACAUUGCCAAAGGAACCUGAAAAGGAAGGGACUGAAGCACCUCAACAAGUUAGUGAAAUGGCCAAUGGCAGUCCAACUCCUGUGCCAGAGAAAAAGGAGGAAAACACCAAGAAGAAGGAAAAGAAGAAAAAGAGCGAGGAAGAACGAAAGGCCAGAAAGGAGAAGAAGCGAAAACUGGACGAAGCCAACGGAUCCAUUCCCAUGGAGAUCCAUUUUGACAGCAGUGAUGACUCGGCCAAAACAAAAACGCCGCCCAAUGGCCCCGAGACCAACAAGCCUCAGACGGUACCUACCACGAACCCUGUGCGAGUAUACCGAAGAUGCUGCCAGCUUCGCGAAACGCCAAUUCUGAAAAAGAUCACUGAGCAACUCACCGAUAUGGCCAACUACAAUGCCUCGACUGGCACGGUCAACAAACUUGAUCUAACAGAUUAUUGGCUCCAAUUACCAGAUCUCAUCACUCUCGGAGAUUAUCUUGCAAUCGUCCCUGUGAGGGAAAUACUUUUAGAGAACAGCGGGCUCGGCGACGAAGGUCUACGAGUUAUCCUAGCCGGUCUGCUGGCAGCCAAGAGACCAGCUGUUGUGAGGCGGCGGAAGCCCAAGCAUGACGAUGAGGAUCAAGGCGGCGUAGUAGAGCGACUUGUCCUGAAGAACAAUAAGAUAGGCCCUGAUGGAUGGAAGUAUCUCUCGCUUUUCAUCUAUUUAUGCCGAUCGCUUAAAUUCCUCGAUGUCUCUUACAUUCAAUUCCCACGCCAGCCUCAAUCACAGCAAAACGGUUCACUCAACAAUGGAGUUCAUAUACCUCGAAGCAUCUCGAGCAUCUUCUCCGCUGCUUUGGGAGAGCGACUGGGGGGGUCAACGCUCGAGUUAGUGAACAUUGGCCAAACGGGUUUGACAAUGGGGCAGCUUGGAACCAUCGUCAACGGCUUGAUUCAAUGUGGCGUGAAACGACUCGGUUUGUCGCACAACCAGAUCGAUGCAGAGGGCAUGAAACAUGUUGUCAAGUUCCUUACAGAGGGUCACUGCGAAGGUCUCGACCUGGGCGGCAAUGAUCUCAGCCAACACACUGAAGCCUUGGCAACAGCCAUCGAGAAUGAUACUACGCUCUGGGGACUCGGCAUGGCCGAUUGUAACUUGACGCCGUCCGCACUCUGCAAGAUCUUACCUGUGAUGGUCAAGCUACCGAAUUUGCGAUUCUUUGACUUGUCCCAGAACCCAUCAUUGUUCCAGUCCACCCCCAGCGCCGUUGGUCUGCUCAGGAGAUAUCUUCCCAAGAUGAAAGUGCUGAAACGAAUGCAUCUAGAAGAUGCUGCGAUGACGCCAGAACAAGCGAUCGCAAUAGUGGAAGUGCUCCCUGAGGUUAAAACGCUGGCACAUAUCAAUAUCACCAACAAUGCCGAGAUUGUCAAGCUUGCCGAUGCAAGCACAGAAGAAGCGCAAGAAGAAGCAUGUGCUCUUUAUGCGUCUCUACUUGCCGCGGCUCGUGUGUCCAAGAGUCUCAUUUGUGUGGAUAUCGAGGUUCCUAGUGAACAUGCUGGAGAGAUUGUCAAGGCCAUGGCUAAGCAAGUUGUUGCCUACUGCCUUCGUAACAUGGAACGACUUCCCGAUACUGACGCAGGUGCGGUUUUGGCAUCGACGCUUGCCGAGAACAACCUAGAGGCUGGCGAGAAUAAGUUGCCACCUUAUCCUGAUGUUCUCGCACAUCUCGUUGGACACGACGUCUUAGACCAAGACGAAAGUGACGACGAUGACGGUUCAGCGCCUGAUGAGGACUAUGUCAUCGGAGGUACUGGUGUGGUCAAGGCGCUUGCCUGUUGCCUGAAGAACCGUGGCGAUGAGUCACGGAGACAAUCAGGUGAAUUUAUUCGUGAGAUUGAGAACGGAGCAUCAAGCCCUGCGGCGAACUUGUCCACAGGCGGAAAGGCCAAGGACAUGUCAAAGCACCUAUUGAUGGGUGCACGCAAGAUCCGCCAACGUCUCCAGCCAGCGCUCAUCAAAGCAAGGGCAAAUCCUGAUGAUGAUCACAACCUCCGCAGACUAACCUUCCUCGACGACACAUUGCAAGGAAUUAUCAAACGUUUCGAAGACGAGUACCCGGAUACCCGCGAGGAUCCUGCAUUGCAAAGGCGCCCCCGUGCAGGGACAAAGGGGAGCGAAGAGUCGCCAACCACAUUGCCACUCGAGGAUUCCGCGUUGGCUUUGUCGGACAAUGAGGACGAAGGCGAAAUCACGGGAGGCAAGCCACUGUCGAGGUCCAACUCUAUGGCCAAAAUAUUGGUUGAGGAAGAAGGCCGAAUCCUCCGUGCCGGUCAUCGCUUUCGUGCCGGCCUCAUUAAGGAGGAGCAGAUUGACCUCCUCAGCACAAUCGAUGAUAUCGGAUCUGAUCCCAAACACGUCAGGAUGCUUGUUGAACUGGCUGAGGAUCUCGGUGGAGAAAUCUGGGAAUUAGUCAAGGAGAAGGGUCCCGUGAGGGCUUUCAAGGAGGAUCGAGAUAUUGCUUUCAAGUGCAUGGAGGCGAGCGAUCCAGAGCACUGGGCUCGAUUCGCUGAGGCGCAGUACAAGUCUCGUGCGAACAUUAGCAUUCCAUCAGCAGCGAAGCAGGGAGAGGUGGCGGACGAGAGCGCAGUUGCUGAUUGA